Molecule: messenger RNA, 863 nt
Organism: Ostrinia furnacalis (Asian corn borer)
Lineage: Eukaryota; Metazoa; Arthropoda; Insecta; Lepidoptera; Crambidae
Product: RNA-binding protein pno1
Exons: 3
Coding region: 94-837 (247 amino acids)
Cellular component (GO): nucleus
Molecular function (GO): RNA binding
Source: RefSeq, a predicted model, not a curated record
GUGUGUACCAUGUGAGAUUUAUUUUGCAACAAAAACCAUAAAAUAAACACGAAUUUUGUUCUCUUUAGUAUUACAAAAUAAAUAAAAUAAGAAAUGGAAACAGAAAAUAUAAAUGUUGAGGAGUUUCUGCCCGCCAAAAACCCAGUGAAGUUGAAAAAUGUGAAACGCAGAGCUGUAUCGGAAUCUGGUGAUGGUAUGGAGGUAGAACAGCAUAACGGCAUUGAAGGAAAGCCCAAACACGCGCGUUCUCGUCCGAAGAAGGCGAAGAAAAACGCUGAACCCAAUGAAGCUAAAGUAAACAUGAGAAAAGUCGCUGUUCCCGCACACAGAUACACACCACUAAAAGAGAACUGGCUGAAGAUCUUCACACCGAUCGUAGAGCACUUACUACUGCAGGUCAGAUUCAACACGAAAACCAGGAACGUUGAAAUCAAAGUGGGCCCAGAAACUAAAGACAUUGCAAACUUACAGAAAGCCGCUGACUUUGUGAAGGCAUUCAUCUAUGGCUUUGAUGUUGAAGACGCUCUCGCACUCCUCAGGCUAGACGACUUAUUUGUGGAGUCCUUCGAAAUAAAAGACGUCAAAACGUUACAAGGGGACCAUUUGGGAAGAGCUAUCGGUCGUCUCGCUGGCAAAGCUGGCCGAACAAAGUUCACGAUAGAAAACGUAACGAAAACCAGAAUAGUGUUAGCAGACUCCAAAAUUCACAUACUCGGAAGUUACCAGAAUAUUGCAUUGGCAAGGAGAGCUAUUUGUAACUUGAUCAUGGGAUCUCCACCCUCAAAAGUGUACGGCAAUUUGAGGAGUGUAGCAAAUAGGGUCGCUGAAAGAUUUUAGUUCUAAUAUAUUUAUCGUUCACAAAA